AUUGUGAAAGGCAAGGACAGGAAGAGUCCUUUUGAAUAGAAAACACUGAGGAAGAGGAGUCACAUGACAGGAUGACAGAAUUCCUCCUUUUACAUGAGUGCUGAGACAACAGGAAGUUUGAAUCUCAGUCAGAUUUUUUACCCGGAUCAAUAAAACAUGAACAAUGUCACUGAUUAUUAUUGAUCUGAGGCUUUAUUGAUCCAGCUAACAGUAAGAACUCGAAUUUGUAGCUGUGAACAAAGGCUACGUUUACCACAGUGAUGAAAAGUUUCAAAGUAAAAGCCUCGUCGGUGUAGCGGAGCCCAGAGGAACAGACCAGCAGCUUUAAAGGGUUCGAAGACAGGCUCCACCCCCGGCUCCCUGCUGCUUACACCGAGUCAAAAUGGCCGCCAGCAGCUGAACAUGUGACAGGAAGUUAAAGUAACAAGUCGACUCUGUGAUCAUCAUGUCCCACGCCAAGCACCUGCUGCCGAUGCCUUCCACUGUGGUGGAUGUUUCACUGCAGAGGAUGCCCCGCCUCCUUUUUCUUCUUCUUCUGGUGUUGACGUCACUCAGCCUGGUGUCGGCCACAUCACCGCUCACUGUGGCAUUGUGGCGUCGUGGCAACCGAGUCUCCACUAUCAGCGCCUGCCACCGACUGGAGACGGCAGACGGAGGACUGACGGUCCGCUGCAGUGGACUCAGACUGACCCAGGUACCCAUCGGCCUGCCGAACCGCACCACUCGUCUGUUUCUGAAUAAAAACCUGCUGACCUCUCUGGCGGCCGACAUGUUCUCCAGUCUGUUCCUGCUCGAUGAGCUCGACCUGUCACAUAACCAGCUCUCCUCACUUGAAGACGGUUGUUUCCGUGGGUUGGACUCGCUUACUUUCUUGGACCUGUCGUACAACCGCCUGUCCACGCUGGAGCUGCCGGUGCUCGGCGGUCUGCAGAUUGAGGCCAACCUCACACAUAACCCCUGGCACUGUGACUGCAGGAUGGAGAUGUCCAUGCCUCAGUUGGAUCUGGACCCGACCUCACUAGCAGAAGUUGUCUGUGCAACCUCUGAUCUCCCAAACCUCGGAGCUGUCGGGAUACCACUGGUUGUGCUGAUGGAGGACUGGGAUCUGUGUUUGUCUGUGAGGAGAACCACUGAUGUGGUGACACUCGUCACCAUGUUCCUCUGGCUCUUCAUGCUCAUCUGCUACCUGGCCUACUACAUCCGCCAGAACCAGGCGGUCACACGCCGAAACCUGGAGUACCUGAAGUUACUGGAGAGCAAAAAUCCUUAUAAACCCAAAAAGACAACUUCAUGAUGACCUUUUGGAAUUCCUGAAUGCCUGUCUAGAGUUACCCACAGCUGUGUUUUCCCUCAAAGACAUCCGUAAUGACUUCCAGAGCAAUUUCUUUGCCCACAGUCAAAGGAGCUUGCAA
Messenger RNA from Maylandia zebra (zebra mbuna), 1412 nucleotides. RefSeq names its product leucine-rich repeat-containing protein 3B. Gene Ontology annotation, molecular function: protein binding. The record is from RefSeq and is a predicted model, not a curated record. Gene Ontology annotation, cellular component: plasma membrane. Lineage: Eukaryota; Metazoa; Chordata; Actinopteri; Cichliformes; Cichlidae.